AUGGAGGAAGCGGAGAUGCUACGAAACGAGGUGAAUCUAGAAGAUGAGAUGCAGGAGGAGGGAGGCCAGCAGAACUCUGAGGAUGACGACGAUGAAGAGGAUUGUAAAACCGAUGAAGACAAGGGAAAAGUCGCUGUUCUUAAUUGCACUGAUGACCAAACCUCACUACCUAAUAAUGACACAGAUAAAAAGAAACAGGGUAGUGUCCUGAAUCUCAACAAUGAGGUGGUGAAGAUGAGGAAGGAGGUGAAGAGAGUGAGGGUGCUGAUCAUCCGCAAGCUUAUACGUCAUAUUGUUGCCCUGAAAAAGAGGAAGGGAAAUGAGGCCGAAGUUGAGAAGAAUCAGAGGAGAGCUGCAAGACUGCUAGAAGAGGUCCACAGCAUGAAGACUCUCUCACCGGACUUGGUGACCAAGACAGCCUUGCAGAAGCAGCUCAACUUUGAGCAAGUGUGCAAAGACCAAAAAUCGACCAUAUCGGACCGGGCUAUUGCACGCAUUGCCACCCACCCACAAUUUGAUAAAAAGAUCGAGAGCAUCAAAGCUGCUGUGAAAGCGUUCAAGGAAGACCGCAUGAAGAGUCUAGAGCUGGAGGGGGAGGCACCACCUAGGAAGCAAGCUGGAAAGGCGGCUCAGCCUUCCCAAGAACAGAGGAGGAAACCCGAGAAGGAGAGGAAGGAGGAAGACAAGGCUUUGGGGUCACCAGAGGUAGCAGACAUUGUGGUUAAAGCGGAGGUCCUUAAAGGCUCUGAAGAUGCACCUGAUGCCAAAGCUGAGAAGAAAAAAGAGAUAGAUGCCCAUUCCGCUGGUACUGCCAAUAUUACCAGAGAAGAAAAGUUGAAUCCGGUGAGUGUAAAACCAGCUCCUGUUAAAAAACACACAAAAGACGGCGUGAAGUCGGAAGCUCAAACCAAAGCUGCAGAGGAGAAUUCAAAGCCCCCUCCGGCUCCUCAAACUCCCGAAAAAAGAAAAGAGGAGGAUGAGAGUGGUGUAGAAUCAUCAGAUGACGAAGAGAAAAUGUACUUUGAUGACAGCACUGAGGAGCGGUUCUACAAACAGUCCUCCCAGUCAGAGGAGAGCGAGGACGACGACUUCUUUUUGGGGAAAAUGAGCAAAUUCAAAAUGAAGAAGAAGAAACAGCCGGGUAGGGAUGGGGAGAAGAAAGAUAAGGUAGAAGAAUUGAAAGAGGACUCUGCAGGUAAUGUGACAUCUUCCGAUAAACUCCAGAGAGAACUGGACGAGCUUGAGUCCAGGUUGAAGUCUAGAGCAAACCCAUGUCAGUCUGUUUUCUGUUCAUCCCUGACUGGGAAGAAAGCUAAAGGAGGCCCCGGCCGGGGGAGGGGUGGGGGUAAAUUUACGGGCCAAAUCAAACCGAAAGGUCUAAACAAAGAUUUUAGCAAACAGUCCACUAAGUUCCAAAGCCAGGAGAGAGCAGUUUCAAAUUCAGACAAGCGCCCCGGGUUUGAGGAAAAGGCCUGGGGAGGGAGAGGGAGGGGGAGGGGCAGGGGGGAUGUCCGAAGGCAAAGGGACCAGGGGGACAAGCGCCCCGGGUCUGAGGAAAAGGCCUGGGGAGGGAGAGGGAGGGGGGGGGGCAGAGGGGAUGUCCGAAGGCAAAAGGACCCGGGGGGUAGAGGGGCCUUUUCUCAUCAGGCAUCCCAACCCGCGCUGCACCCAUCCUGGGAGGCCAGCAAGAAAAGAAAGGAGCAGCAAGGACACAUCCUCGCCUUCCAAGGAAAGAAAAUUAAAUUUGACGAUGACGACUGA
Menidia menidia (Atlantic silverside) is the source of this 1761-nucleotide messenger RNA. Lineage: Eukaryota; Metazoa; Chordata; Actinopteri; Atheriniformes; Atherinopsidae. The record is from the annotation of a GenBank genome assembly.